AAUUUCCUGCUGUGAGAUGAAAGGCGAGCAAUGAAGUUGAUACAUAAGCAUAUCGAAAAGGACCGGUCGGGACAAGUCACUUUACUUCCGGAAGAAGCGGAGGAUAUGUGGCAUGCGUACAACCUGAUCGCCAAAGAUGAUUAUCUCAAGAGCACUACGAUUCGGAGAGUUGUAUCGGAAACAGCCACCGGAAGUACGGACAAGUCGACUGUUCGUACAGUGCUCACAAUACGAGUUGAGGAGGUGGACUUUGAUACACAAGCAUGCAUGCUCAGAGUAUCGGGGAGGAAUGUCGUUGAGAACAAGUUUGUGAAGAUGGGGGCCUACCACACCAUCGAUCUCGAGCUCAACCGCAACUUCACCCUAGCAAAAGUUGAAUGGGACGUGAUCUCGCUCGAACGUAUUGAUGACGCCUGCAACAUUGCGAACAGAGCAGACGUCGCCGCGGUAGUGCUUCAAGAGGGCCUUGCAAAUCUAUGCCUUGUAACGCAAAAUAUGACCAUUGUCCGACAACGCAUCGAAACCAAUAUACCACGAAAACGGAAGGGAUCGACUACAAAUCAUGAUAAAGGCAUGACAAGAUUCUUUGAACAGGUUUAUCAAGCUAUUUUGCGGCAUGUAAAUUUCGAUAUUGUAAAGGUCUUGAUUAUAUCUAGCCCUGGUUUUGUCAAGGACGCGCUAUACCAAUAUAUAUUCGCCACAGCUAUCCGAACCGACAAUAAAACCAUUUUGGAAAACCGUUCUAAAUUCCUGCUCGUAUACUGCUCCUCGGGUCAAAAGCAUGCUCUGACCGAAGUCUUGCAGCAGCCUUCCGUUCAAUCACAACUAAGCGACACGAAAUAUGCUACCGAAGUCCGGAGCCUCGAUCGUUUCUACCAAAUGCUUGCAAACGAUCCCGAUAGAGCGUUUUAUGGAUUCAAGCAUGUGUGCUUGGCUGCUGAGCGGGGUGCGGUGGAUACACUGAUGGUUACCGAUGAACUGUUCAGAUCAGCAGAUAUUCCUACUCGCCGCAAAUAUAUUGCGUUAGUGGAACAAGUGAGAUCAACGGGCGGAUCGGUCCUCAUUUUCUCGUCAUUGCACACAUCUGGGGAGCAGUUGAAUCAGUUGACGGGAGUAGCGGCCACAUUACACUUCCCACUACCGGAUAUAGAAGAGAUUGCAGAGGAGGAGGAGGAAGCUGCGCGGCGGGCCGCAGACGGCAAUGUCGAUGAAGACCUUGAGAAUGAUUUUGUGGAUAGAGAUUUAACCACUGCUGUAUGACCAA
Molecule: messenger RNA, 1264 nt
Organism: Spizellomyces punctatus DAOM BR117
Lineage: Eukaryota; Fungi; Chytridiomycota; Chytridiomycetes; Spizellomycetales; Spizellomycetaceae
Exons: 5
Coding region: 31-1260 (409 amino acids)
Biological process (GO): ribosome disassembly; nuclear-transcribed mRNA catabolic process, non-stop decay; RNA surveillance
Cellular component (GO): cytoplasm
Source: RefSeq, a predicted model, not a curated record